CAUUUUUUUUUUCUCCCUAACUUCCUUCCUGUUCUAACUGCCAGUACACAGAAGUCAGAGUUGAGAGACAGAGGCACCCCGGACAGAGACGUGAAGCACUGAAUAUCAAAAUGACUGAAAAGGCUCCUGAGCCACACCUGGAGGAGGACGAGGAUGACCUGGACGGCAAGCUCAAUUACAAGCCUCCACCGCAGAAGUCCUUGAAAGAGCUGCAGGAGAUGGACAAAGACGACGAAAGUCUGACCAAGUACAAGAAAACGCUGCUGGGAGACGGCCCCGUGGUAGCAGACCCAACAGCCCCCAAUGUCACUGUCACCCGGCUUACCCUGGUUUGUGAGAGUGCCCCAGGACCGAUCACCAUGGACCUUACUGGGGAUGUUGCAGCCCUCAAAAGACAAACCUUUGUGGUAAAGGAAGGUGCUGAAUACAGAGUCAAAAUUAACUUCAAAGUGAACAAGGAUAUUGUGUCAGGCCUGAAAUAUGUCCAGCACACCUACCGGACUGGGGUGAAAGUGGACAAAGCAACAUUCAUGGUUGGCAGCUACGGGCCCCGGCCCGAGGAGUACGAGUUCCUCACUCCCAUCGAGGAGGCCCCCAAGGGCGUGCUGGCCCGGGGCACGUACCACAACAGGUCCUUCUUCACAGACGACGACAAGAACGACCACCUCACCUGGGAUUGGAACCUGUCCAUUAAGAAGGAGUGGACAGAAUGAGUGCGUCUCCCCAUCCCUCUCCCCACCUUGCCCCCUGGAAGGACACCCCCCCAACCCAGCCACGUUCACCACCCUGUCCCUCCCCGUCCACGGCUGGGUCCCCCCUACACACGGCCCUCAUCCCGCUCCGUGUCUCACGGUGCUCCCCAACACGCGGGGCUUAGACCUGGCCUUCCCCCCGGCCUGUCGCCGGGAUGCUCCACCCGGGCCGAGCGUCCGCAUUCUCCAUCUCACCACCACGCGGUCCUGUUUCCCCGCCCGUCACUCCCAUUUCGCCACCUGGAGGCCAGGAAGCUGGCAAACCAUCGCCAACAGUCCCUCUGCCUCGGUUCCCCACCCUUCCCCAUCCCUGGAUUCCUCAAGGUGGUUGCUGCUGGCCCCAUAACUCCCUAGCCACAUCCAUCCCCCGCCAGUUGGGGUCCUUCUUUUGUGGGAGACGCUGUAAACAGUGCUAGAGAGUAUGAAUAAAAUGACUGUUUGUUCCGAGA
This is a messenger RNA of Microcebus murinus (gray mouse lemur), 1201 nucleotides long. It is a transcript of the gene ARHGDIB, whose product is annotated as Rho GDP dissociation inhibitor beta. NCBI's taxonomy places the organism in Eukaryota, Metazoa, Chordata, Mammalia, Primates, Cheirogaleidae. Gene Ontology annotation, molecular function: Rho GDP-dissociation inhibitor activity; protein binding. Gene Ontology annotation, cellular component: cytoplasm; membrane; cytosol. Gene Ontology annotation, biological process: Rho protein signal transduction. The record is from RefSeq and is a predicted model, not a curated record.